Argentina anserina (silverweed cinquefoil) is the source of this 646-nucleotide messenger RNA. RefSeq names its product cyclin-B1-2. Gene Ontology annotation, cellular component: nucleus; cytoplasm. The transcript has 4 exons. The coding region runs from base 49 to 474 and encodes 141 amino acids. Gene Ontology annotation, biological process: proteasome assembly. The record is from RefSeq and is a predicted model, not a curated record. Lineage: Eukaryota; Viridiplantae; Streptophyta; Magnoliopsida; Rosales; Rosaceae.
GCUUCGACAUUAACUUGGAGAGAACGAAGGCGAAGAAGAAGAAGAAGAAUGGAGGCACCGAAGAACAUCGAGCACCAAAUCGGAGGGAUCCAGAACGAUACUCUCCGUUUUGGCCUUAACAGCGUCAAGAGCAACCUCGUUGGGACUCACCCAGUCGAAUCUGCUCACCAAUCGACGAAGAAGAUGGAAGAGGAGAUGGAGAGGAGAAUCUUGGCCAACACUUAUGGAAGUGCUUUCCCGAUGAGGAUGAAUUUCGAGAGGCAAAUUCUUUCCCGAUUUCAGAGGCCUACUGGAGCCAUACCUUCUUCGAUGCUUGGAUUGGAAUCUGUGACAGGAGAGUUGGAUUCUUUUGGUCCUGAAGAUUAUUUGAAUGAUCCUCGUGAAUCUGAGACCGUCCGGCCGUUAGACGCUCAUCAUGCUAUGGAGGUUCGGAUUGGACUUUCCAAGGGUCCAGUUGCCCCAACCUUUUACUGAUAGAAGAGAGAAUGAGGGAUUAGUAACAUCCUACUCUUUGUCAUUCGUAUUUAUACGAUUAUGUUAAUGUUGCUUUCAAACAUGAAAUUCAGAAGCCUCGCUUCUGAUAUGUGGUGUCACCUGUACUUUUGUAGUUCUCUUGGAUAUCAUAUCUAUCUGAGUACUGAGUACA